Molecule: messenger RNA, 747 nt
Organism: Symbiodinium sp. CCMP2592
Lineage: Eukaryota; Dinophyceae; Suessiales; Symbiodiniaceae
Source: the annotation of a GenBank genome assembly
AUGGGCUCUACGUGCUGUUCCGGACAGGAGGUGAUUGGAGAACAGGACGUGAUCCUCAAUGUUUACGACGUGGGAAACAGCCUCGAGAUGGAUUACCUUAACAAUGUUCUUUACCUGGUCGGCACGGGCGUCUACCAUGCAGGGACCCAGAUCGGCAAACAGGUGGAGUGGGCCUACGGCUACACGCCGAAGGGCUCCGGCGUGUUCCACUGUGAGCCGAAGGGCUAUCCGUUCAAGUUCCGCCAGUCGAUCAAGCUAGGGACCACCCCUCUCCAGGGGGAGGAGCUGAAGGAAGCCAUUGCAAAGCUUGAGGGGGAGUUCCAAGGCGAGGACUAUGACCUUCUCCAUAAGAACUGCUGCCACUUUGCCGUGGCACUGUGCCAGGCCCUGCAAGUCGAGAAUGUGCCCCAUUGGGUCACCAGCCUUGCUGGAAUCGCCGCUUUUAUGGUGGAUGAGGAGCAGGCGGUUGCACAUGAGCUCCACAACCUGUGGAACAAGGUUCUUUCAGGUGCAGAGGAGAUUGAAGAGAGCCUCCAUGAUGCCAUUUGGGGUCAUGCGGAGCGUCAUGCGGAGAUGAUGAUCAUGCAAGGGCAGCCGGCUGAUGGUGGAGUUGUUCAAAUUCAGGAGAAGGUGGAUGACAUCUACAGCACAGAUUGCUGGGGCCGGAAGAAGGUGACGGCCAAGGCUAGCGAUGUUUUGAAAAAGGCGGGCAAGUUGGAAGGGGAUGCCGGCUUGUGCUGCGUGUAG